AUGCAGAGCAGUCUAAAGGAGGUCGAUGCCCCAGCUUGUGUAAAGCUUUUGAAGAGCCUCAAUUACCGCAUCUCAGAGGAAGAACAUAGCUCCCUCUGUGAUGGAUUAACUGGUUUGUACUCAUUCGGUUGGCAUAUUUUUGGAUUGUUUGUCAUCCUCAUUUCCUCGCUUAUCGGCGUAUUUUUGCCACUUAUAAUCACACAUGUCGCGUGUUUGAGUAGAAAUCCGUACAUCUUCGCCUUCUCAAAGGCUAUGGCCACAGGUGUUUUACUUUCUGCUUCAAUGAUUCAUCUUAUAAACGAAGGAGCCCACAUGUUUCUUGAACCCUGUGUUGGAGCUUGGGUAUCUAGUUACAAGGCCUAUGCCUUCUUAUUUGCACUGAUCGCUGCCCUUCUUAUGCAGGCACUAGACAUUGAGCUUGCCACCAUCGCCGAACGUUGGAUACGACGCAACAAGGCUAACAAGUCACACAACACUAUUUCGCAGAAUCCUCAUGACCAACUGACGCAGCCUUAUCUUUCAAGUAACUCCCCUUCGAGAUGCAAGGAUGAAAAUUUGCUUGGGUCCUCGCCAACUGAGGUUCCGUUAGUACUCAAAAAUACCUGUGAACAUGCACGAAAUGAUGAUUGCCACGGUCAUCAGCAUUUCUUUGAAAUGUCCCAAGACAUGGGAAUGGCACGUAAAGUGAUUUCAGCAAUUUGCAUGGAAUUUGGUGUAGCUCUUCAUAGUAUCUUUGUGGGCAUCGUAGUUGGUCUAACAACCGACGAUGAGCUCAGUCCAUUACUCAUUGCACUUUUCUUUCAUCAAAUGUUUGAGGGGAUGUCUUUGGGAUCGCGACUAGUGGAUGCAAAAUUUAGAGGAGCGCUUGAAAUAAUACUGGCUGCUAUUUUUACGCUUAGUGCGCCCUUUGGGAUGGCCUUGUCAAUUUCUGUGGUUAAGGUCUCUCGUGACGCCAUGUCCGGAUCCACCUUUGUGGAGACCAUAGCUGUGCUAGAAUCGUUUUGUGGUGGUAUCCUUUUGUAUCUCGCAUUUACGUUACUUUUGUUUGACUUUCCUGAAGACCUUCGCAAAUUCUGUGCCGAUGGAAUGCCUGGACGGGUUAAGCGUAAAUUAGGUUUGUUCUUCGCUCUUUGGUUUGGAAUGGGUUUGAUGGCGUUUGUCGGAAAAUCGUUGUAG
Messenger RNA from Phytomonas sp. EM1, 1176 nucleotides. Lineage: Eukaryota; Euglenozoa; Kinetoplastea; Trypanosomatida; Trypanosomatidae. The record is from the annotation of a GenBank genome assembly.